GAUUAUGUCAUGGCGGGUUAGAUGUUUUCGGCAGUUAAAUAAAUGGAAUUUGUUUUGAAUUACGCCGUCAAUGAUCUCGUUGCAACCGCUGUUGAUUAAUACAAAUCAUAUUUAUAUAAUCGUAAUCCUCUCUUAAUCUAUUCAAAUGCUGAAGCAAUUGCAAAUGGGCCUUCGCACGUUUAUGCUUAUCGCGUCUAAAGUAUGGAGUUGUUUUUGUUAUAUGUUUAAGAAGCAAUAUCGAGCGUUGGCGCAGUACCAAUCUGUCAAGUAUGAAAUUUAUCCGCUUUCCCCGGUAUCUAGACACAGGCUGAGUUUAGUGAAAAGGAAAAUGUUGGUACUAGACCUAGAUGAGACGUUAAUCCACUCGCAUCAUGACGCAAUGCUGAGGCCGACAGUGAAGCCAGGCACGCCGCCAGACUUCGUGCUCAAGGUCACGAUCGACAAGCACCCCGUCAGGUUCUUCGUACACAAGCGGCCGCAUGUCGACUACUUUUUGGAUAUAGUAUCACAAUGGUAUGAAUUGGUGGUAUUCACCGCUUCAAUGGAGAUAUAUGGCGCUGCCGUCGCCGACAAGCUAGACAACGGACGGGGUAUACUGCGCAGGAGGUUUUAUAGACAACACUGUACCGCGGAGCACGGUUCAUACACAAAAAACCUGUCGUCAAUAUGUGACGACCUAAACAGGGUCUUCAUACUGGACAACUCUCCCGGGGCGUACCGGGACUUUCCAGACAAUGCAAUACCAAUAAAGUCGUGGUUCUCGGACCCGCUGGACGUGGCGCUGCUGAACCUGCUGCCGGUGCUGGACGCGCUGCGGUUCACGCACGACGUGCGCUCCGUGCUCUCCAGGAACCUACACCUGCACCGUCUCUGGUAGCCGCCGGUGAAAAUGGGCUUUUGUACAAAUGAGGGGUGCCCCGGCCUCCCGGAGUUAUUUAUUUCAGAACAUUAAGUCGUUAUACAUAUGAAUAUAGUUAAUGGUUUUUAAGUUGUACUGUAAAGUGUUGCGCGUGGUCAACGCGUACUGUGAGUUACCUACGUGCGGUAGGGUGUUCCUGACGUUUCUGAAACGCUUCGACUUAUAUUAAUUAUGGCAACACUUUGCGUCCAAACGGUGUUCACUUGACGUAUGCGUGUGACUUUGAGUUUCCGAUUUUUAUGAUUCUUUUUUUUCUUUGACUUGGAUAUAUUAAUGUGUGAUGCUGCCAUGUAUUAACGUGUAUGGUUCCGUGUAAAUUUGAUAAAUAAUGCAUGUAUUAUAAAGUAUUGAUAACCCGACUUCGCACGGGUUUACAUGUAUUAUAUAUAUAAAUUUUCCUCUUGAAAGUCUGUAUCUAUAGCUGAAAACUGCAUUAAAAUCCGUUGUGUAGUUUAAAAGAUCUAAGCGAACAAACUGCGGGAGCGAUUUCAUUUUAUACUAGGUAAAGAUUUCGAUUUUCUGUAGGUGUGCAAUAUUUUAUUAAUUCACAAAUGUUAGAAUCAAUAGCAAUGUGGGUGUACAUAGAAAUUUAUUUAAAAAUGAAUCAUAAAAAUCGGAAUAAGAUGUAAAGAUUUUUAGAGUGGUUGUUAAUUUCUACAGCGUCUGUUUGGAUGCAUAGUGAAAGCCAAUCUUUAUAAAAAUUAUGACGUGGCCUCUCUGAGUGAUCAUAACAUUAACAAGUUACCGGUUGUCAUGGUAACAUUGACCUUAUAACCAACUACAAGGGUUCAUAAUAGAAAUUGUAAUUUUUAAGUAACGCUAAUCUACAAUUCGUAGACCAUAAUAUUCCGAAUUUCGCUAAUAAUUAGCGUUUUUUGUUUGUGGUAUUCCAAACUGUGUUCUAUGAAUUCUGAAUUAAGUAUUAUAUUGGAAUAUCACCUGUAGGUAGUAGACAGUAUGAUAUAUAAACGAUGAUCACUAUAUACUUUAAUGUGUAUGUUCAAAAAUAUACUUUAUUUCAAUACGAACAAAGUUACUUUUAGCUAAUGAAAAUUGUAUUAUUCUUCAUUGGUGUUUUAAUAUAUAUUGAUGUUCAAAAACAUACUUUAUUUCAAUAUGUACAAAGUUGCUUUUAAGAUAACUGAUCAAAAUAUUCUAUUUUUUUUAACUUGUAACUGUAUUAAUGAUUACAGUUCAAUGUCUAGUUGUUUAAAUGUCUAUUAAAGGAAUCACCGUAAUUUACCGUCGAAGGUAGUUAGGAAAAUUGAAGAAAAAAAAAUAUAUACAAAUCAAAAUAUCAUUAUCCAUGUAGGUCUAUUACAGACUCUUAUGAUAUAUCAAAUCUACUGUCAGUUCGGAAUGAUUUCGAGAUGAGAAGAACUGACAAGAAACUCAGCUCGUAUCCUUUUCAAAUAUGGUUGUACAUGUUUACAAUUAUCUAUAAUAUAAAUAAGAUGUUGAGUCACACUUCUUCAUUUAUGCACAAUAGGACUUUCAAA
Achroia grisella is the source of this 2418-nucleotide messenger RNA. RefSeq names its product CTD nuclear envelope phosphatase 1 homolog (gene Dd). The transcript is spliced from 7 exons. Bases 146 to 877 code for a protein of 243 amino acids. The record is from RefSeq and is a predicted model, not a curated record. Lineage: Eukaryota; Metazoa; Arthropoda; Insecta; Lepidoptera; Pyralidae. Gene Ontology annotation, molecular function: protein serine/threonine phosphatase activity.